This is a messenger RNA of Rubroshorea leprosula, 1053 nucleotides long. The record is from the annotation of a GenBank genome assembly. Lineage: Eukaryota; Viridiplantae; Streptophyta; Magnoliopsida; Malvales; Dipterocarpaceae.
AAUCACCAAACAGCCACAAUAGAAAAAAUGGAGGGCUUCUUUUCGGGAAUCGGUUCUGCUCCUUCUCUCGGGUCCCAUUCUUUGCUCAUCCGUUCCUCAUGCUCUGUUAGCUCCGUUCUUGAACUGAUGGCCUGACAUCCAGUAAAGAAGAGGAAGCUUCGCAGAAGGAGGGCUUGAAGGAAGACUAAAAACAGGGAAAGGAGCGGCCACAAAAGAAAAGAAGGGAAGAUUUGGUUUUCUUUUAUUGGGUUCUACCAAUUUGGUGGUCUGGAUAGCUGUUCGGACGCUUCCCGGGGGAAUCUUCUGGGUGAUCGGUGUUUUUGCCGAAGUUUUGCCUCGGUGAAGAAGGGCCGCUGGGAUGUGAAAACCGGAGGGAAACGGGAUCUGCUGGUGGCUUCUGAUUGCUCUUGCUUUAGGUAAUUUUCUGAAACAGGGGUUUUGGGAGAUAGUGAGGGUGAUACUUUCUUCCGAAUUUACCCUUUUUCCUGAAAUUUCCGCUUAGGUUUUCCUUUUUCUCUUUAAUGUUCUGUGAUGCGUUGAUGAUUUGUGUUUGAAUUUGUAUGAGAUUGUUGAGAGAUAAAUGAUACUCAGUAAAUUGUUAGAUUUGUUAUCUAUUAUGCCAUAAUUGUUUGUUGGAUUUGGAAUUGGAAGCACGCAUUCCUCGGAAUUUAUUGCCUGUGUCAAAUGAACCCUUCUUUCUAUCUUUAUCAAGCCAAUAGUGAUUUGAUGGACUAGUGUUGACUUUGUUUUGAAUGGUGGCUUUAUUUUGUGUCUGAAUAUGAGCACUAAAAGGAGUCUACCGUAAAAUUUUGUAUAAUUGCUCAGCUCUUUUGUUUUCUUCCCGUACUGACGUUGAUAUUAGUUGAUUUAGGAUUAGGAAAGAUUGAUAUCUAAACUCUCAAUCAUGCCGAAGUUUAGUAGAAAAGGAGAAACUCUCCCCUCUUAUUUUCCUUAGUUUUCAAACUAUUUGAUCUUUAUCUCCAUAGACCAAUUAUCAUGAUAAAUAUUAUUUUGUGGAGAAUGGUAGAAACCAAUUAAAUCAGGUUUGAUCAA